This is a messenger RNA of Bombina bombina (fire-bellied toad), 1681 nucleotides long. RefSeq names its product paired box 1 (gene PAX1). Gene Ontology annotation, biological process: anatomical structure development; regulation of transcription by RNA polymerase II. NCBI's taxonomy places the organism in Eukaryota, Metazoa, Chordata, Amphibia, Anura, Bombinatoridae. Gene Ontology annotation, molecular function: RNA polymerase II cis-regulatory region sequence-specific DNA binding; DNA-binding transcription factor activity, RNA polymerase II-specific. The record is from RefSeq and is a predicted model, not a curated record. Bases 1 to 1089 code for a protein of 362 amino acids. The transcript has 5 exons.
AUGGAGCAAGCGUAUGGGGAAGUGAACCAACUGGGAGGCGUUUUUGUGAAUGGAAGACCCCUUCCCAAUGCAAUCAGACUGAGAAUUGUGGAACUGGCCCAGCUAGGAAUCAGACCUUGUGAUAUAAGUAGACAGCUACGAGUCUCUCAUGGAUGUGUGAGCAAAAUCCUAGCAAGGUACAAUGAAACUGGUUCCAUACUACCAGGGGCAAUUGGAGGUAGCAAACCAAGAGUCACAACUCCCAAUGUGGUGAAGCAUAUAAGGGAAUACAAACAAGGAGAUCCUGGCAUCUUUGCUUGGGAGAUUAGGGACAGACUGUUGGCUGACAAUGUAUGUGACAAGUACAAUGUGCCAUCUGUAAGCUCAAUUAGUAGGAUUUUAAGGAAUAAAAUUGGCAACCUUUCUCAGCCUAGUCAAUAUGAAAAUACCAAGCAGUCUGCAUCCCCUUCAUUAUCGUACAACCAUAUUUAUCAGUAUCCUUACCCAAACCCAAUAUCCCCUGGGUCAACCAAGGUGGGCACUCAUCACCCAGGAGUGCAUAUGCCUACUGGACAUGUCAGCAUUGCCAGGGCCUGGCCAUCAGCUCAUUCUGUCAACAACAUUCUGGGCAUCCGCACAUUUAUGGAACAAACAGGCACUAUUUCAGGAGCUGAUGGCUCUGUAUAUUCACCAAAAAUGGAAGAGUGGACUAGCGUCAAUAGAACAGGUUUUCCAGCCAGCCAGAACAUAAAUGGUAUUGAUAAAGCUGCACUGGAUUCUGACAUUAAGUACCCACAGCACGCCUCAGGCCUUUCCACUGUAAGCAGUUUUGUCCCAGCUUGUGCUUACUCUGCAAGCAACCAAUAUGGAGUUUAUGGUGGUCCAGGAGCUGGUUACGUCACCCCUGGGCAUCACUGGCAAGCACAGAGCAGCCCCCUUUCGCAUCAUGGACCAAGCAUGACAGUACACGGAGGAGAUAUAUCUACCCCUAUGACAUUCAAGCACUCAGUCAGAGAAGCGGUGAACAGAAAGCAAAACAGCCAAGUAAUCAAACCUCAAGACACCUUGAGUACUGUACACGGACUUACUAUUUCAGCUUCAUCACCUUAAUAUUUUGACUUUUUUUAAAAGCACUGACAAUAAUCUUUGGCUCUUAGUGGGUCACUAACUGCUCUCUAAAGCACUACCAAGUGGAUUAUGGCUUCCCCAAUGAUGGACAAACUAAUAUAGCCUCAGACUACAUCUUUCAUUACAGACUUAACAAGGAGAAGAAAUGAAGACAGGAUUUUAAAGUUAGUUUACUAAUCCACUCUGGAAAAUGCAGCUAAUGUUGAAAUUUUCCAUUUCUAUUAAUUCUUUCCAACUUUUUUUUUUUUCUGUCAACUUUCCUGAUUUUUUUCCAAUUUCAGUGUAUUACUUUUUGCUCUUCAGCACAAUACAAGAUAUCUUUUAUAUCUUGGUUUAUUUAAAUACACUGAUAUUUAUUUUUUUAUUAGGGGUUACUUUCCAAAUAAUUUCAUGUCUGUAAUAAAUGACUCUUUGGGAGUGUACUGUAUGUCAUAGAUUGUAAAUGUACAAAUUAAAAUAAAAAAAAAACGUCUUUUUAUUUUAUAUUUUUAUAAACAUGAAUAUCAAAUAAAUGAAAAAUAUAUAUAUAUUUUUUUAUUUUAUUUUUUUUUUGUAUUGGAUUCUUUUUUUUUGU